CCACCCGCGAAUGGGCGGGGACAGCCCUCCCGGCCGCUGCCGAUGCCUCCAGCCCGGGCCCCCAGUGCGCGCCUUGGCCCGGGUUUCCUAGCGCUUCCGCACCCCGAGGGCAGGAGAAGGAGAGUGGAGCCCAUCGGGAGCCUCUGGUGGGGUCCAUACCCCUACUGACCUCCUGGGAGCAGCCUGGCAGAUCCCCUGUCCUUGCAAAGGACUCUGUCUGGGUCUCAAGAUGCUGAGGAUUGUUCUCUGCGCCGCCGCUAUCCUGGGGUGCAUCUCGGCGCAGGAACCCCAAGGCCACGUGUCCGUCAUCCUCCUGGGAGCCACGGGGGACCUGGCCAAAAAGUACCUUUGGCAGGGGCUGUUCCAGCUGUACUUGGACGAGGCGGGCAAUGGUCACAGCUUCAGUUUCCACGGGGCGGCCCUGACUGCGCCGGAGCAGGCGCAGCAGCUCAUAGCCCAUGCGCUAGAGAAGCUCUCCUGCCCCUCGGAUGUGCCCCCCGAGCGCUGCGCCCAGCUCAAGGGGCAGUUUCUGCGGCUGAACCAGUACCGGCAGCUGCAGACGGCAGAGGACUACGCGACCCUGAACAAGGACAUUGAGGCCCGGCUCCAGCAGGAGGGCCGCCCAGAGUCCGGCAGGAUCUUCUACUUUUCUGUGCCUGCCUUCGCCUACGCAAGCAUCGCCCAGCACAUCAACAGCAGCUGCCGGCCGGGCCCCGGGGCCUGGCUGCGUGUGGUCCUGGAGAAGCCCUUCGGCCAUGACCGCCGAUCGGCCCAGGAGCUCUCCAAGGAGCUCGGGACCUUCUUCCGAGAGGAGGAGAUGUAUCGAGUGGACCACUACCUUGGCAAACAGGCAGUGGCUCAGAUCCUGCCCUUCCGGGACCAGAACCAGAAUGCCCUGGACCGACUCUGGAGCCGGCACCACGUGGACAGGGUGGAGAUUGUGAUGAAGGAGACAGUGGAUGCUGACGGCCGCACCAGCUUUUAUGAAGAGUACGGCGUCAUCCGGGACGUCAUCCAGAACCACCUGACUGAGAUCCUGACCUACGUGGCCAUGGAGCUGCCCCGGAACCUCAGCGACCCUGAGGAGCUGCUUCGGUGCAAGCUGCAGACCUUCCGGGCCCUGCGGAGCCCGGGGAAAGGGAGCGCCGUCCUGGGCCAGUACCAGGCAUACAGCGGACAGGUCCAGAAGGAGCUGCAGAAGCCCGCCGGCUUCAUGAGCCUGACGCCCACCUUUGCAGGCGUCCUCCUUCAGCUCGACAGCCUGCGCUGGGAGGGCGUCCCCUUCAUCCUGAUGUCCGGUAAGGCCCUGGAUGAGAGGGUGGGCUACGUCCGGAUCGUGUUUAAAAACCGGGCGUACUGCACCCAGAGCGAGAGCAGCCGGGACCCUGGGAAGAGCCGGUGCCAGCCCAGACAGAUCAUCUUCUAUAUCGGGCACGGGGCGCUGGGCAGCCCCGCAGUGCUGGUCAGCAGGAAUCUGUUUAAGCCCUCGCUGCCCGCCGGGAGCUGGCGGGAGCUGGAGGAAAUGCCCGGGCUCCACCUCUUCGGCCAGCAGCUGGCCGAUUUUCAUGCCUACCGCCCCUGGCAGGAGAGGGACGCCUACUCGGUUCUGAUCUCCCACAUCUUCCACCGGCGGAAGGAUUCUUUCAUCACGACGGAGAACCUGCUGGCCUCCUGGGACGUGUGGACCCCGCUGCUGGACAGCAUCGCCCAGGAGGUGCCCCGGCUGUACCCCGGGGGGGCCGCCAACGAGCACCUGCUGGAUUUCGAGCAGGAGGGCAGCCAGGUGGUCUUCGUGCAGCGCGAGGCAGAGCAGCUGGUGUCCGGCCCCGGCUCCGGCCCGAUGCCGAGAGACUUCAGCAUCCUCAGGGCCAAGUUCCGAGAGAGCCCUCUGGUCUCGGCGUGGCCCGAGGAGCUGAUCGCCCGGCUGGGGUCCGACAUCGAGGCGGUGGCCGAGCGGGCCGUGAGACGCUCCGGGGAGUUCCACCUGGCCCUUUCGGGGGGUGCCAGCCCCGUGGCCCUCUUCCAGAGGCUGGCCACGAGGCACUACAGCUUCCCAUGGGGCCACACCCACCUGUGGUUGGUGGAUGAGCGCUGUGUCCCACUGACCGACCCCGAAUCCAACUUCCAGGGCCUGCACAUCCACCUGCUGCAGCACAUCCGCGUGCCUUACUGCAACAUCCACCCCAUGCCCGUCCACUUGCACCAGAGGCUGUGCGUGGAGGAGGACCAGGGUGCGGAGCUCUACGCUAAGGACAUAGCGGCCCUGGUCACCAACAGCAGCUUUGACCUGGUGCUCCUGGGCAUGGGGACCGACGGACACACCGCCUCGCUCUUCCCUCACUCACCCAGCGGCCUGGAAGGGGACAAGCUGGUGGUGCUCACUGAGAGCCCCGCCAAGCCGCACCAGCGCAUGAGCCUCAGCCUCCCCCUCAUCAACCGCGCCAAGAAGGUGGCCGUCCUGGUGAUGGGCAAAAGGAAGAAGGACAUCGCCCUCCUGGUGAGCCGCGUGGGCCGAGAGCCCAAGAAGUGGCCCAUCUCUGGAGUCCUCCCUACUUCUGGCCAGCUCGUCUGGUACAUGGACUAUGAUGCCUUUCUGGGCUGAUGGUGCUCUGUCCUGUCCUCCCUGCUCACCAAAGAACUCGGUGACCAAGGGCUAUACAUUCCAACAGCCCCCAGUAGAGUGGGGAGAGGAGCGGGUGAUAGCUAUGAAUUGGACAAGAUGAGGAGCUGUCCAAAAGACGGCUGGAUUUGAAAUCAGAAGAACCGAGUUCAAAUCCUGCCACUGAUAUGCUGCAUGGCCUUGGGCAAGUCACUAGAUUUCUCUGGGCCUGCGUUCCCUCAUCUGUGAAAUGAGAGUUGGGGUUGGAGUGAAUGAUCUCUCAGGUCCCCACAGCUCUAAAUCUAUGGUGUGUAACUACUGUGGUCCCUUCCAACUCUGAGAUUCUGUCAUACUUCUGUGAUUCAAAGGGUUAAUUCAAUGACUGAGAUGAACAGGAGACCACCCAGAACUUCUAGGGCCCAGAGAUGGAAGAAAUAGUCCAUUUCCUUUAUCUGCCUUUUCUCCUGUUUGGAGAGAGAAGAUGCCUUCUGUGAAACUGCCACAUCUAGAAGUGCCACGAUAAUGUGCCAGCUGAGCCAGCAGGACGCCCAGGAUGCUGGUGACUAGAGCGGGGUGGGGCUAAUCUGGGAGGGCUUCCUGGAGGAGGUGAGCUAUUGACACUGGCCCUGGGAAAACUGACUGGUCGAGGGGAGGAUGCUGGGACCGAGAAAUGGUGUGGAUCAGAGUUUCAUCUGGAAUCCAGAAACGAGCUCUUUGUUGGGUGGGAACGGGGCAGUUGAGCCAGUCACCCUUGGCUAGAAUAGAAUCUUGCGGUGAAAUACUGAAACAGCUAUGGAGAAAGCUGGGGGUGGGGGGUGGGCCCGGUGGUUAGCCUGACAAUGAUACCUCAUGUUUCCACAGACCUUUCAGGUCUCCAAGGUACUUUUCAGGCGUGUAAAGCCUCUGAUUCUUACAGAAACCCUGUGAAGGAAGUGCUGUUGUGAUUAUCCCCAUCUUAUACACAAGGAAACUGAGGCCCCAGGCAGGCCAAGGUACUCUCUCAGAGUCGCUCCUCUGGUGAGUGUCUCAAGCCGCUUUUGAGCCCAAGCCAUCCUAGCUCCAAGUCCAGGUAGAUCAGCCUUCACGCCAUGGCCAGGAGGACGGAACGCCAGGUCCAGAAAAUGGAAACUGAUGCCCCAGCCCCACCUCCCCAGCAGCUCCGCUCUGCCAGCCAGGGGCUCUUGGCCUGGGAGGUCUCUCUUGUCCGGAAGGAGCAGCCACAUCCCUGCCCUUCCUGGAUCACCUGGACCAGGGCAAGGCCGUGGGACCAGCAGCCGGGCACCUUCCUUCAUCAGCCCUGCGGGAUCACCUUCGGACGUGCGUCCUCCUGGGCAGUAUUUCACUUGCGGGGGGGAAGAAAGGUCCAGGAUACUUAGAACAACAGACCAGGGAUUCUGGGCCAUGGCUUCAUGAAAUCUCAGGGUCGUCUCUGGUCAUCUCCGAGGGAGUCUAAAACAAAAUCAUUUUUUAAUUCUCUUUCCUUCACAUGGUAUCUAUCGAAUGUCAGUCAGCAAGGAUAGACAUAUAUGUAUGUAUAUGUGUGUGUGUGUGUGUGUGGAGAGAGAGAGAGAGAGAGGAAAAACAAUAUAUUAUAUGGACACAUACACAAAAUGAAUUGUAGUGAAAAAGUGGUAUGGUUUUGUUAGCCAUUUCAUCUGAAUGUGUUAUACACAUGUGUACACAUGCACAGUCUAUGCGCAUACACAUAAACAUACAUACACAUACACGUGUAUAGACAGUUAUACACAGAUUUAUCUGUGUGUAUAUAUAUAUACACCUGUGCAUAUAGAGAUGCGUGUAUCUCAAUCUAGAGGUACAUCUAUGUAUCUAUAUCUUUAUAGAUACGUAUAUGCAUAUUGAGAGAUAGAUGUAUCUAUGCAUAUAUAUGUAUAUACAAAUGUACAUAUAUAGGUGGGUAGAGAUACACACAUGUAUCUCAGUAAACAUCCAUUUAGAAUUUCCUUCUGAGCAUUGCAACACCAAAGAAUCUUUGGAAUAAAUACCUUGGGGAGAGAAUCCAGGUGUUUGUAUGCGCACACACACGUGUGUGUGUAUAUAUAUAUAUAUAUAUGCAUAUAUGUAUAUGUGUGUGUGUGUAUCCCUUUCUGAGAGGGGCAAGGGAGCCCUGGGAAUGAUGUCACAGUCAAAUUCAGGAGCUAAUACUGUUUACACAUAGACCUUGAUAAGGGCAUCAAGAGUUGGCUGAGCUGGGUACCCUGGUGCAAUAGAUAGGUUCCCCUUUUUGGAAAUUCCCAUCCACCCUUCCCCAGUGGCAGUGGACCCAAGGAGGGCAGACUUGUAAUAGGACCUCAGUUUCCAAGUUUGCUCCUUCUUCCCAUUCCCCACUAUGCUUUCCAGUUUCCGCUGUGAUGCAGAGGACCCGAUAAUCUCAAAGCUUCUUUCCAAUCCUGAUGUUGUAGGAUGCAGACACACACCCUCACACCUAGAAGUCCGUCUGCUCCAGCCCCAUGCCUGAACAGAAAGAUCCUCUGUAGCGCCCCUAACCAGUGGGGUGGCCCAUCCUUGGUUUGACCCCCUUCUCUCCAUUCAUUCCACUUUGAGACAGACCUAAAUAGGAAUUUUUUUUCUAAUGUCAAGUCCUUUAAGUGGCCACUUGGUGGCACUGGUGCACCAUAACUUAUUUCCAGAUUUCCUAGCAGGAAUCAAAUUUCAGUGAGUGUGGUUCACAUGCUCCCAAGCAGCACAGGUGGUCGCAUUUCCAGAGACCACCCAUUUGGGGUCGGAAGGGACCUCAGAGGUCGUUGGGUCCAAUCCCCUCAUUUUUCAGAUCAGGAAACUGAGGUCAAGAAGGUGAUGCCACUCGCCCAAGUUCACCCAUGCAGUAAAUGGUCCAGAUGGGAUCUGAACCCAGGUCCCCCAGCCCCAAAUCCACAGUUCUUUCCUCCAGUGCCGAUUUUUCUUUCUCCGCCCAUUGAAGCCGGGUCACUCAGCUCCCUUGGCUUGGAGCAGGUUCCUUUCUGAGCAUUGCAACACCAGAGAAGCUUUGAAAUGCCUGGGAGAGAGAGCCCUGGCUCAGGGGGAGCUCCCUGUGGAUGUCAGCUUGUCAAAGGGCUUGUGAGUUACUGUGAAUGGAGCCUGGCCUUACACUGCCCCGGUCUCAUUCAGCCAAUAGAAUUUCUUGUCACAAGACACCAGCUCAUUGUCCUACUUGUCAGAGGUUAUCUAUGUUUGUGGGGGGAGGAGGGAAUGAAAAAAACAAAACAAAAUAAAACCAAAAAACCUCUACGUGCCUCUUUGCUGGAGCUGAGCAGCUUUAGAAAUCCAAGCAGGAACCUCUUUGGAGGAAGCUGUUUUCCCUGUGCCUCAGUUUUCUCAUCUGUAAAAAUGAGGGAGCUGGAUUUGGAAUGGGAACAACUGCCUUUCCUUUUUAUUAAUCGCAUCUCCAGUGCUUAGCGUAGUGCUUGGCACACAGUAGGUGCUUAAUAAAUGUUUAUUGGGUUGGAUUCAAAUUGUACACAUUUCCUUAAGCAGUAAGGUCAAGAGGCCUGGGGUUCAGAUUAAGCUUGUGUGACCUUGAGUAAGUCAGCCCAAUCUCUCUCUGGGACCCAGUGAAAUGAGGGAGAGUUUUAUAGAUGAUUGGAUAGUGGGUAGAACCCCCUCAUUUUACAGAUGAAACUGAAUCCCAGAGAGAGGUUGGGUGACUUGCUCAAGGUCGCACGGGUAGAUUCGAACCCAGGGCCUCCAACUCCAAAUGCUUUUUCCACUGUAUAUAACACUGUUUCUUCUGGCCUCUCUUGGUAGAGGGAGUUUCUUCACUAAGACCCCUAUUCCCUUUAAUGAAAUCACAGAUCUAGAGCCAAAAAAAAGACAAGUGAAAGAGAAGGGACUGGAUUAGAUUGUCUUUGAGGUCCCUUUCUGCCUGAAAUCCUACGUUUUAUUAGGGUUUUUUGUUUUGUUUUGUUUUUAAUUAGUUUUCACAUAGACCCAUCUCUCCCCUUUUCCUUUCUUACUCCUGAAUUAUGCAAUCCAAACCUUCCAGCCCUGUACCAGAACCAUGACUAGGGAUUCUUGUGACUGCGGCAGGUCUAGCUGAGGAGUGCAGGAGUGUCAUUUAAUAGUGACAGGACCCUCAGCCCAGUGGCCUGGGGACAUUUGUGUGGCCUACCCCUGUAGGCUCUGCAGGCCUAGGGAUGGAUGACAGUCACUUGAAGAGGGCGAGACAGUGGGAAAAGCCAACCAAAGCUUAUUCCGUACUGACAGGGCACCUGGACCAUCAUGAUGCAAGGCACUUUAGUGUUUGAUGCCCUUCCCUCUCCCAUGAAGCACUGGAGGUUUUCACCAGACAAGACCUGAGUUCAGAUCUCUAAUUCUGCCUCUGAUACUUAAUAGCAGUGUCUGUGAGGGCGACCAAAUUACUUCUCUGGGCCUUGCUUUUAAAUAAUUGUUUUAAUUUUUAAAAUAUUUAAUAUUUUAAAAAUUUAUAUUUUAAAUCUAUUAAAUUUAGGGAUCUGGCUUGGUGAUCUUCAAGGCCUCUUCCAGUUUUUUGUUUGUUUGUUUGUUUGUUUUUUGGCGGGGCAAUGGGGGUUAAGUGACUUGCCUGGGGUCACACAGCUAGUAAGUGUCAAGUGUCUGAGGCCGGAUUUGAACUCAGGUACUCCUGAAUCCAGGGCCGGUGCUUUAUCCACUGUGCCACCUAGCCGCCCCCUUCUUCCAGUUUUAAAUCUGUAAUGAGGAGCUUCUACCUGGCUCAGUCCUUGCCAGGGAAACCUGAGAUCUCAGCAGAUUUACUCUCUCCUAACCUGGUUUCUUGACCUCAGCAAAUUGCUUCCACCCACCCAUCCACCCACCCUACCCCUGUGAAGGAGAGAAGGGAGGCAUCCUGGGGCCAGUGGAGAGAGAAGUCAGACAGCCCACGUGUGUGACUUUGGGAAAGUCACUUAAAGUCUCUUGACUCAGUUUCCUUCUCUGUUAAAAGAAAAAUGGGGGGGUGGGGGUGGACUAGAUGACCUCUAAGGUCCCUGCUAGUUCUAAAUGUCAAUCUUUCCAGUAGAGUGUAAUCUCCUUGAGGGCAAGGCUUGUAUCUUUCUGGUCUUUGUCCCUGCCCCACCCUCCCCCAACCUGGGGUUGGACUCUGCCCAAAUCUAUGUUCUAUCAGAAAACUAAGGGAGAAUUGUUUCCACCUCCCAAGCUGGGUGAAGUGAUGAGCAUUUCUAAGACUGUUGGGAUGGAGGGCAGAGCCAGAUUGCUGUUUACUGCUAUGUGGCAAGAACCAGAGGGACUUUCCGGGCUGGUGCAAGCCUAAUUCUGAUUUGGGGUUUGGAGCCAGAUGGAGGUAGAUGUGGUAAGACUCUUCAGAACUCAGCCUUUAGGGGGGUGGGGGGGGUUCUUUUUGGUCUUUGAGUCCCCUGUGCUCGGUAUUUAAUAAAUGCUUGUUGAUUGACUGAUUGAUGGACUCCUAGUGUCUGGGGAAGCAGUCAGUUAACUACCAUUUAUCAAGAACCUACUGUAUGUCAAGCAUUGUGCUAAGUGAUGGAUUUCUUUAUUCUUUUUGUGUGUGUGUGUGAGGCAGUUGGGGUUAAGUGACUUGCCCAGAGUCACACAGCUAGUAGGUGUUAAGUGUCUGAGGCUGGAUUUGAACUCAGGUACUCCUGACUCCAGGGCCGGUGCUCUGUCCACUGCACCACCUAGCUGCCCCUAAGUGAUGGAUUUCUAAAGAAAGGGACAACCAUUCCCUGCCCUUAAGGAGGAGCCCUUGAAUGGUCCAAUGGGGGAGACAACUAGCAAACAGGAUCAAUGGGAAAUAAUCAGAGGGGAGGCACUAGAAUUAAGGAGGGUUGGGGAAGGCUUCUUGUAGAAGGUGGGGUUUGGGCUGUAGAUGACCUUUCGCUUAGCUUUCUGCUCUAAAUCUGUGACCCUACGUGAGCUGAAACCAAGCCAGUGGACAAAUAUAAAAAAUGGAACAUGAUUGCAUUAUGGUACCACUCCCUUAAGGUGGGUAACCCAUUGGAAUGGGGUCAGCCAGGUACAUGAUGGAAGUUUUGCCUCUGUGAUUUUCCCCGCACAGUGUCUAGCACAUGGUUAACUCCUUAAUAAAUGCUUGAUGCCUGA
Molecule: messenger RNA, 8668 nt
Organism: Dromiciops gliroides (monito del monte)
Lineage: Eukaryota; Metazoa; Chordata; Mammalia; Microbiotheria; Microbiotheriidae
Gene: H6PD
Product: hexose-6-phosphate dehydrogenase/glucose 1-dehydrogenase
Exons: 6
Coding region: 230-2602 (790 amino acids)
Biological process (GO): pentose-phosphate shunt, oxidative branch; pentose-phosphate shunt; glucose metabolic process
Cellular component (GO): endoplasmic reticulum
Molecular function (GO): 6-phosphogluconolactonase activity; glucose-6-phosphate dehydrogenase activity; NADP binding
Source: RefSeq, a predicted model, not a curated record